AUUAUGCUGCCUUCUCCUUUGUUUGUCAAAUUAUUUUGGUCUCCCUUGUUAGACUUCUUUAAUUAUGUUUAUAAUUAAAUUGUAUUGUAUUUUAUUACAAUAAAAUGCCUUCCAACUUUUAAAAAAUUACUAUAUAUUUCCUAGUUAAUCUAAGUGCUAACCAGCCAUGGAGAGGAAAAGUAUGAUAAAUUGGGUAUUUGGGAUGUUGUUGGUUGCUGGUUUGACUGGUGGAGUAAUCAGUAGCGGUGAUGGCGGUGGCCGGGCUGGUUCAAGCAGCUGUGGGUUUCCGGCGAUAUACAACUUUGGCGACUCAAAUUCGGACACCGGCGGUCGAUCAGCCGCCUUAGACGAGCUGCCUCCGCUCAAUGGUGAAACCUUUUUUGGCAAGCCCUCCGGAAGGUUCUGUGAUGGUCGUCUCAUCAUAGAUUUCAUAGCUGAGAAUUUGGGGUUGCCAUACUUGAGUGCCUAUCUGGACUCAAUUGGCACGAAUUUCAGGCACGGUGCAAAAUUUGCGACAGGAGGUUCCUCCAUCCGUCCAGGCGGCUAUAGCCCUUUCCACCUAGACCUUCAAAUCUCUCAAUUUACACAAUUCAAGUCGCGCACUACUUCACUCUAUAAGCAACUCAGUGACAACAACAGCCUAGGACACACCGGUUUACGGUUAAUUUACAUUGAUCCAAGGAGAUCCCCACCAUUUAAAAGCAGUCUCCCUAGGCCCCAGGACUUCUCGAAGGCUCUGUACACAUUUGACAUUGGACAGAAUGAUAUUGCCUACGGUUUACAACAAACAACAGAGGAACUAGUCCUAGCAUCCAUUUCCGAUAUCCUAGGCAAGUUUUCACAAGCCUUGCAUCAACUAUACAAAGAAGGGGCAAGAGUCUUCUGGAUACAUAACACUGGCCCAAUUGGCUGCUUGCCAAACAGUGUUAUAUACUACCAGCUGAAGUCCGGCAAUUUAGACCAAAACGGAUGCGUGAAGCCUCAAAAUGGAGUGGCUCAGGAGUUCAACAGGCAGCUUAAGGACAGGGUGUCCCAGCUAAGGGCACAGCUCCUGUAUGCAGCAUUCACAUACGUUGAUGUGUAUUCUGCUAAAUAUGCAGUUAUUAGCAAUGCGAAGAAUCAAGGAUUUGAUGAUCCAUUGAAAGUCUGUUGUGGCAGUUAUUAUGGUUAUGGUUAUUAUCACAUAGAUUGUGGUCAAACAACGAUAGUGAAUCGAACAAUGCAUGAUAAUUCAUGUAGUAAUCCAUCAAGCCACAUAAGUUGGGACGGCGUACACUACUCUGAAGCAGCCAAUCAAUUGGUCACGAACCUCAUUCUCAACGGUACCCUGUCUGAGCCUCCUGUUUCAAUUUCAGAGGCUUGUCACAGUUCCAUGAAUGUGUAAUCAAAUAUCAUCAUCUGUAAUAGGCAACCAAGGAGCAAAACAAAGAGAUCCCUCAACUGGAGAGGGGAGAAGAGUGUCUCAAUGAAAAGGAAAGAAGAAAAAUGUCAUGUUUUGUUUCAGAAA
Cornus florida is the source of this 1507-nucleotide messenger RNA. RefSeq names its product GDSL esterase/lipase At3g27950-like. The record is from RefSeq and is a predicted model, not a curated record. The transcript is spliced from 6 exons. The coding region runs from base 167 to 1384 and encodes 405 amino acids. Gene Ontology annotation, molecular function: hydrolase activity, acting on ester bonds. Lineage: Eukaryota; Viridiplantae; Streptophyta; Magnoliopsida; Cornales; Cornaceae.